CUUGCUCGGCAAGAACUUCAAGCAUGUAUAUAAGGCACAGAUGAACAUCUCUGCCAAAGCUCCAGAACAACUCAGCAUCAUCAGCCUCCAAACCAAACAACCACCAAUCUUCCAUCUCCUCAAUCACUGACCAGCAACUUCAUCUCUCUCUCUCUGUCUCUCUCUGAGAACUUCACUAAAAACACAAAAUAAGCCCUAAAAUUGUCAAAAUGCAGUUCUCCACCCUCUCCAUCAUGACCCUCGCCUGCACCGCCUUCGCGGCCGCGGCACCCGUCGAGCCUCGCGACGCAGCCUGCAACAUCGCCGUCGCGGCCUCCGAGGUGUCUUGCAUCAAGGGUUGCGGAAAGAACGAGGGUUGCAUCACCGACUGCACCUUAACUGCCGUCUCUGCUUAUCUGAAAUGCGCUGGGUUUUAAGCUGGGGGUUGGGAUUUGUGGGUAGAUUUGAUGCAUAUGACUGCGAAGGGCGGAUAGAAUCUCUCAUUGAUGGUAGUUUUGUUCGGAGUGGGAAACAGAGGUAUAGAUUGGGAAGAUGAUUAGAAAGGUUGCAAUACGGUUCUUGAGUAUUCCUACAUUCAUUUAGGCCAUGGUUUCAAAGAGGGGAUUCUAGAUUAGAAAAAGGAUAACUUCUUAGUCCUUUGACGUUGGUGCAGCCAUCACUCUCAGCAACUUGCUUCUGUUGAUCCCCAUUGCCAUUUUAGUCUCUUACUUGUAAGCAUA
Molecule: messenger RNA, 719 nt
Organism: Pseudomassariella vexata
Lineage: Eukaryota; Fungi; Ascomycota; Sordariomycetes; Amphisphaeriales; Pseudomassariaceae
Exons: 2
Coding region: 210-416 (68 amino acids)
Source: RefSeq, a predicted model, not a curated record